This is a messenger RNA of Vigna radiata var. radiata (mung bean), 495 nucleotides long. Its product is annotated as calcium sensing receptor, chloroplastic-like. The transcript is spliced from 2 exons. The record is from RefSeq and is a predicted model, not a curated record. Lineage: Eukaryota; Viridiplantae; Streptophyta; Magnoliopsida; Fabales; Fabaceae. Bases 1 to 495 code for a protein of 164 amino acids.
AUGGAGAUUUCUGCCAUGGCUUCUUCAACUACUCCAAGACCUUCUCUUCCAACUCCUUCUCCAUACCCGGUAGUCACCACUUUUACCAAACAUCAACCCAGACGCAACCAUAUAGCAUUGCCAACCUCAUCCGCCAUUUCGCUCCUCGCUCUCUUCGCCCCUCCCAACGAAGCCAAAGUCGUUGUCUCCAUCGCCAAGGACCAUAUUGUUGAGAAAACGAUUGACAAGGUUCAGGAAGUGGGUUCGAGUGUUCUGGACACGACACAACGUGUUGUUGAGGUAAUUGGGAACGCUUUGAAGCCUGGCAUCGAAACGGCGUUGUCGAUUGUGCAGCAAGUUGGGGAAGAGGUCUUGAAAAUUGCUUCCCCUGCCAUUUUUGAAGCUUCUAAGAAAGCCCAAUCUUUCAUGGAAGAAGAGUUCUUGGAAGACGAGUUUGGAAGACGAUGUUUUGAAGUAGAAACAACUAUGAUGAGUUUUCGUCCUCUGGUGGGGUGA